Messenger RNA from Umbelopsis ramanniana AG, 1918 nucleotides. RefSeq lists its product as uncharacterized. The transcript has 7 exons. Lineage: Eukaryota; Fungi; Mucoromycota; Umbelopsidomycetes; Umbelopsidales; Umbelopsidaceae. Bases 52 to 1716 code for a protein of 554 amino acids. The record is from RefSeq and is a predicted model, not a curated record.
CUCUCCCCAACAUACCCUAAUCAUUCAAUACCCUAGUAAACGUUAAUUGCAAUGUCGCAGGACGAGAUCUCACAGGUGCUUGAGGCUUUACAGAAACAAAUACAUGAGCUUUCCAAUGAAAAUACUAAGCUGCGCGGUCAUCUUGAAGAAAAUGAAUCUGCUCAUACGCAAGUUACCAAUGAAUACGAUUAUCUUACAAAGAAAUAUAAUACAAUAUCUCAAGAAAUUAGUACCUAUCGCAAUACACAAGCUAGAAUGGAAAACCAAAUCUAUAACUUAGACCAAGAUCUUGUGGCAGCACGAAAAGAAGCACAGUCACUCACUAAGGCAAAGAAGGAUGCUGAGAAAAAGCUGACAGUAGAAAUGGAAAAUUUUGAAAACGACCGCGUCAAGUGGCAACAGAGAGAAGCUGAUUUAUACAACCAAAUCAGAUCCAUUAGUGCAGCUAAUGGUGAUCCCAGAACACCACGCCGAAGAAGUAUUACGGCCAAUAGUUUAGGCGCUGGAUCCUUACAACAGUAUGGGUCGUCUCUUGGCAAUAUAUCCGAGGUCAGUCCGACGCCAUCUAUGUCGACACCUCAUGCUAAUGGUUCCGUCGGAGAGAUCGGAACGCCAAAGCUUGCAGUAAUAGAUUCUAGUUUUGCUAGAGAAGCGAAAAUCGCCUCCAGAACCAUUAAAGCUCAAGACAAGCUUAUUUCAGACCUCAAAGCAGAAGUCGAAAAGCAAAAGAACGCUGUUCAGGAAAAUGUAUCACAGCUCCAGCUACAGUCCCUGAAAAUGAAGCAUUUAGAACAUGAAAUUACCAAUGUAAAACAGCUAAAUAGAUCUUUGAUGGAGGAUAAUGAGAGCUACCAGAUGCUACUACACGAAAAAACAAUGAACGGCGAAAUCAUGCUCAACUCGUUCAUGCAGUCUUCUGAUGCAUCUAACAAGGAGAAGGAAAUUGGCCAUCAAGAUGUACAGCCGCAACCUAGUCAAAGCACGACCACUGGGCUCAACUUAGCUGCCGAAUUGAACAUGGCUUCGGGGCCAACUGGCUGGGAGACAAAUGAGAGAGAGCAAGAUGAAAAAGAUGCAAAUAUUAAGAAACUCAACGAAGAGGUUAAGACACUACAAGACACAAAUCGAGCCCUUCAACUUUACAUGAACAAGAUCUUGAUGAAGAUUGUAACAGACAAACAGUUGUUAGACGUACUAAGUAUCGAUGCGCCUAAACCAAAGACUCCCGAACCAGAGCCAAAGGCACUCCCAAAAGUCAGUGGUCCAAUGCCUUCUAAAACUACGUCCACCGGUUAUACUGGAAAGUCGAGUGACAAUCGUGCGCAACGACGUCGAACUAUCUCAUAUUGGGGAUCUCGUGCAUCUAAUCCUGCUGUCGCUGCUCUGGCAGAAGUUGAGGAGAAAGCCAAUGACAAUGUUAGCAAAGCAGACACAUCAAUUCCUAUUGCUGAACCGAUUGCAGCUGAGAAGAAUCUGAGGAGACAUAGCACUCUGUCGGAGAAAGCAAAUGGAAAUGCUGGAAGUUGGGCUAAAACCUUGCGAAGGAUGACUGUCAUGGGUUGGUCAAACAACCCAGCCAAACCUGAUUCAAGUGAAGACUGGAGUGAUAAGGAGCAGGAUGCUUCUUCUCUUCAAGUUUCCCGCUCAGGAAGUUCAUCACCUUCACUUAGACGUAGCGGUGAAAGAGAUUCUCUAGGAACACUUGAAGAAGAAUAAACUAGUACCAUCAUGAGUGAAUAGUCGCUCGUGAAUUUGCUGUAUAUCACAUACAGCGUUACAGGCUACGUUUUACUUUUUUGUCAUGCUGUUGGUGUCGCGGUGUAUGUGCACGAUUCCUCUUACUUCAUACCUUCCUUCACCUACUUUUUACACCAUACCUCAUAAUAGACGUACUUUAUAAAUCAUAUACGUUUGCGAC